Molecule: messenger RNA, 2345 nt
Organism: Pelagomonas calceolata
Lineage: Eukaryota; Pelagophyceae; Pelagomonadales; Pelagomonadaceae
Source: the annotation of a GenBank genome assembly
GCAAAAAGCAAGCUCUGCGAGCGAUAAAGAAGCUGCCGAGCGUGCAGGACGCUAGAAACGGCGUAUAAUCUCUACGCAUCGGUAGAGGCGCGAGUGCUGCGUGAAAUUGCAGAAGACGCGAAGGCAGCAAGCUAAUUCAGCAGAGCAGCUGCAGCAAUGGCUUGCGCCACCGCCACCGCAAAGAUGAUGGGCGAGGAGCCGCGCUGCGCCAGCAAGAUCGCGGACAUCGAGUCCCUGCCCGGCGUGCCGGACCAGAUCGACUACAGCCACCAGCCCUUCGAGAUGGAGCGCGCCCUGCACUACGAGAACACGAGCGUGGACGACAUUUAUAAAAGGUGGGAGGCCAUCGUCGACGAAAAAGACCUGCCGGCCUUGGAGGCCAUGGCCCGCGCGCUGCUGGAGGCGGACCCGCGGUCCGACCGCGACCUCAAUAAAGCUUUAGCGCCACUACGAAAGAAGUACAAGAUGGGCCCGCGCAAGAGCCAGCUCUUGCAUGCCUACCGCGGUUUGGUGAAUCGAAACGAGGUGAAGCCUUCAAGAAGCCUCGAGGAAGCGCUCACGACGAAGGCCUCGAAGUCGCAGUCCGGCGUGCUGGUGGUCACGGUGCUGACGAGCCCCUACCCGUCCGUGGACGGCAAGGAGCCCCAGCCCUUCUCCUGCAAGUGGAACUGCUACUAUUGUCCGGACGAGCCCGGUCAACCUAGAAGUUACUUGCGAGACGAGCCUGCUGUACUAAGAGCGAACCAGAACAAGUUCGACGCGGUCAUGCAAUUUACCGAGAGAUGCGCCACGCUCGCGCAGAACGGCCACCCGGUAGACAAGGUUGAACUCCUAGUUCUAGGUGGGACGUGGGCGUCGUACCCUCUGGAUUAUCGGGAGGCGUUUUGUAGAGAUUUGUACUACGCGGCGAACACGUUCUGGGACCGGGUCAAACGGCCUCGAAAAAGUUUGUUAGCCGAACAGACGGAAAAUGAGACCGCAAAAUCCAAGAUUAUUGGUCUUACUUUAGAAACCAGACCUGAUACCAUCACGGUCGACGAGGUGCGACGGCUACGUUCAUAUGGUUGCACGCGCGUGCAGCUCGGCGUGCAGCACGUGGAUGAUCAAAUACUAAAGAAGGUCAAUAGAGGACACGGUCGGAAGGCCGUCGAGACUUCGUUAAGAUUAUUGAAGGACGCCUGCUACAAGGUAGACGUCCAUUUGAUGCCCAAUUUACCCGGUGCUACUAUAGAGAAAGACAUGGCCAUGUUCGAUAGCAUGUUGUACGACCCAUCCUUACAAGCGGACCAGUGGAAAAUUUAUCCCUGCGAGAUUACGCCCUGGACCAUUAUCAAGCAGUGGUACGACAAAGGUAAAUAUAUUCCUUAUCCGGAGCCGGAGUUGAAACAAUUGCUCAUUGAUGCCAAAGCCAAGGUCCACCCCUGGAUCCGGCUGAAUAGGGUCGUGCGAGAUAUCCCGUCGAACUAUAUCCUGGGCGGCGUCGACGCGCCGAACAUGCGGGAAGAAAUCUUGGCGGAGAUGCGUAGGCAAGGCAAGGUCUGUCGCUGCAUAAGAUGUAGGGAGGUCGGCGACAUCAGCGGUUUCCAGCAAAUCAAGAAUAACAAGGAGUUCAAGACGAAGUCGGAGCGCGGCUGGGACACGCGCAAAUGUCGAGAGGCUCGGAAGAAGGGCGGCGAGAAGGAGGCUCAAAAAUAUAAAGAAAGAUCUAGAGCAUCGCGCGACGGCGUCCUCGCGCGGCGCGCGUCGGAGAAGCUCGCCGAGAAGGCGGUUCUCAUAAGGAGGACCUACGCCGCUUCGAAUGGAGAGGAGCACUUUUUAAGUUUCGAGACGCCCGACGAGGCGACGAUCUUCGGGUUUGUUCGUUUAAGGCUCUCAGCGAACGCGGGCGCCGGCGCCUUUUCAUCCUUAGAAGGUUGUGCGUUGAUCCGCGAGCUCCACGUCUACGGCCAGCUGCGGCCCGCGCUCGAGGGGAAGAGCUUCGGCGGGGCCGCGGCGCAGCAGCACUCGGGGUUCGGACGACGCCUCAUGGCCGACGCCGAACGCAUCGCGGCGGACGCGGGCUUUAGAAAGGUCGCCGUGAUUUCGGGCAUCGGCACGCGGGACUACUACCGCAAGCUGGGCUACGUUUUGGUGGAGGAGGGCGGCUUCCUCGUCAAAAAUUUGGGAAGGCCCUCGUUCCUGUGGCGUCUACCUUUGCUCUACGCGUGCGUGCUGUUCAUCGCCGUCGAGUUUUUCGUGUGAUCUCGACGCGGCCCGCGGGGAUGCCGUCGUAUGCUAUGCGGGGCGAGCUAGCUUUUGUAACUGUCCUGUGAUAUGAGAUAGUACUGGGCAUGUACAACAAACAA